UGCAUGGAAGGAAGCGGAUGGAACAAGCCCGAGCAUGCGAGGUGGGGACACGUGAAGGAGUGGGUGACGGAGCAGUGGCAAGCGAUGAUGCAGAGGAGGGAGGAGGACAGGCUGAGGAGGAUCUACGAGAAGAAGAUGCUGUCAAACCGUUUCUUCCUGAGGGCGAUGGAGGAUUUGAGGCAGGAAGGAAAGCAGGAUGAAGAAACCUUCAAGUACGGCGGGUCGUUGAAUGAGGAACAAACCCAUGCGCUGGAGGUGGCAAGGGUGCUAGCAAGCUCCAAGAUACAAGGGGUCUUCAGAGGAGUGAAGCUGCGGAAAGGAAUAUCCAAGUUGAAGGCAGAUCUCCUGCGGCAGAAGCAAGAAAGGAUGAAAGCGAGGGAGCUGGAACGGCAGAAGAUGAAGGACGACUCGAAGACUUUCUACUCGAAACUGAAGUUCAUGACCGGACGCGGAGUUGCCAAGGAGAGUUUGAAGUUCGUGAUUUCGUCUCCUGGGUCAGAAGAUACCAAACACGUUGAGAUCCUACGACAAGUGAAACUUCCUUUCGAUCGAAGAAAAGCUCCUGCAAACCCUCGCUGAGAAGAUUGAGAAAUCUGGCGAUGUCGACGUACUGUCUUCGUGUAAGAAAUUCAGAAAUGCAAGAUGUAAGACGAAAACAAGAUUGAUAGAAAUGCG
This is a messenger RNA of Guillardia theta CCMP2712, 675 nucleotides long. RefSeq lists its product as hypothetical. The transcript has 8 exons. The record is from RefSeq and is a predicted model, not a curated record. Gene Ontology annotation, molecular function: protein binding. Bases 4 to 579 code for a protein of 191 amino acids. NCBI's taxonomy places the organism in Eukaryota, Cryptophyceae, Pyrenomonadales, Geminigeraceae.